Molecule: messenger RNA, 2408 nt
Organism: Cuscuta campestris
Lineage: Eukaryota; Viridiplantae; Streptophyta; Magnoliopsida; Solanales; Convolvulaceae
Source: the annotation of a GenBank genome assembly
AUAGUGCAUUAUUUACACCAUUCAUUGGAGGGGUUAAAAUUUAAACUCAGAAUCAAUCGUACCCAUUUUUCUUUCUUGUAAAGAUUUCACCUUGCGAUGGGGAAAUGGGGCAAUUACAACGGUGGUUUACUUCAUAUUGCUCUGUUUUUUAGUUUUGUGCAGGUUUCUUGGAGCAGGGGGAGUUGGGAUGGAGUAAUGGUGACCCGCGAGGAUUACGAGGCGCUGAGCCGCGUGAAGAGCGAGCUAAUCGAUUUCCGGGGAGUUCUGACGAGCUGGAGUAACGGCAGCGGGAUCGCCGGGGCUUGUUCCGGCCGGUGGGCCGGGAUCAAGUGCGUGAGAGGACAGGUGAUUGCCAUAAACCUUCCGUGGAAAGGCCUGGGCGGGAGAAUCUCGGAGAAGAUCGGGGAAUUGCAGGCUCUGAGGAAGCUCAGCCUCCACGACAAUGUCAUCGGCGGCUCCAUUCCGGCGGCCAUCGGUCUCCUCCCCAACCUCAGGGGACUCCACCUCUUCAACAACCGGAUCUCGGGUCGGGUCCCGCCGUCGCUCGGGCGAUCCCCUGUUCUUCAGACACUGGAUCUGAGCAACAAUCAGCUAAGUGGGAAUCUCCCUCCCAGUCUCGGAAACCCCACCCGGCUUUUCAGGCUGAAUCUGAGCUUCAAUUAUCUGUCUGGAUCAAUCCCAGUGAGUCUCAGUCAGUCCCCUUCUCUUGUGUUUCUUUCCCUUCACCAUAAUAAUCUCUCCGGCCCUAUUCCCGACACUUGGGGAGCUGGUAACAAGACCCUUCUGGUUCUUGAUUUGUCCAAUAAUGCCAUCAAUGGCAGCUUCCCCUCCAGUUUUACCAAACUCGCAGCUCUCACAACCCUGAAUUUGGGGAGCAAUAAGAUCGCCGGUGGGAUCCCGGAGUCGAUUCGGAAUAUCUCCGGCCUGGCCGUUCUUGAUCUGUCCAAGAACGAGUUCAGCGGCGAAAUCCCGAAAUCGAUUCCUUCUUUGCCAAACUUGACAUCUCUAAACGUCUCCUACAAUCUCCUCUCUGGGCCCGUCCCGUUUCUUCUCUCCAAGAAAUACAAUUCAAGCGCUUUUGUUGGGAAUCCCAAUCUUUGUGGGUAUUCCCCUUCUGCUCCGUGCCCUUCUCCUCCGGCGGCUCCCCCGUUGUCGCAAGCCCCUUCUUCUUCGUUUCCGACCAGCCGAGGACAUCGGAAGCUAAGCACGAAGGACAUAAUUCUGAUAGCCGCCGGAGUACUUUCAAUCCUCCUGCUAAUCCUCUGCUGCACGCUUCUCGUCUGCUUGAUCAAGAAGAAGGUAAGCGGCGGCGGCGGGAAGGAAGCUCCGGCCGCAGCCGCGGGAGGAGGGGCGGCAACCGGAAAAGCCGCAGGAGGCGGGGAGAAAGAAGGCGGGGCAGGGGAGACAGGGGGCGGGGGGAAACUGGUGCACUUCGACGGGCCGUUGGCGUUCACGGCGGACGACUUGCUGUGCGCGACGGCGGAGAUAAUGGGGAAGAGCACGUACGGGACGGCGUACAAGGCGACGCUGGAGGACGGGAAUCAGGUGGCGGUGAAGAGGCUGAGGGAGAGGAUCACAAAGGGGCAGAGAGAGUUCGAGCAGGAGGUGUGCGAGCUGGGGAAAAUCAGGGACCCCUACAUCUUGGCUCUCAGAGCUUAUUAUUUGGGCCCUAAAGGAGAGAAGCUUCUUGUCUAUGAUUACAUGUCUAAUGGCAGCCUUUCCUCCUUCCUCCAUGCUAGAGGGCCGGAAACAGGCAUAGAUUGGGCGACAAGGAUGAGCAUAGCAAUGGGCAUUACACGCGGCCUCUGUUUCCUCCACUCCAAAGAGAACAACAACAACAACAUCGUACACGGAAACCUCACCUCAACCAACAUCCUCCUCGACGACUCCAACCAUCCCAGGAUCGGAGACGUCGGACUGUCCAGGCUCAUGACCAGCGCCGGCAACGCCAACGUCGUCGCCACCGCCGCCGCGUCCGGGUACCGCGCGCCGGAGUUCUCCAAGCUCAAGAACGCCAGCGCCAAGACGGACGUGUACAGCCUCGGAGUGAUCCUGCUGGAGCUGCUGACGGGGCGGUCCCCCGGGGAGGCGACGGCGGCCGGCGGGACGGACUUGCCGGCGUGGGUGGCGUCAAUCGUGAAGGAGGAGUGGACCAACGAGGUGUUCGACGUGGAGCUGAUGAGGGACGCCCCCGCCGCCGGGGAGGAGAUGCUCGAGACCUUGAAACUGGCGCUUCAUUGCGUCGACCCUUCGCCGGCCGCUAGGCCGGAAGCCCGCCAAGUUCUGGAGAAGCUGGAGGAGAUUAAGCCGGAGCUUGCUGCGGCGGCGCAGGCGGCGGCCUCACCUUCACCAGUUCCAGAGAAAACGGAGGAAUGAUCAAUGCAAUUUAAUCAAUACCGAGUAUAAUU